AUAGAGACUCUGCAGCUAUGCCGAGAGGGUGAAAAAUGCAGCCAAUGAAACCUCACUCCUGCCUCUGGUCUUGGAUGACAGCACUCAUCAAACCCCAGCCAGCCGGGGAGGAUGGCAGCUGGGAUUGCUUCAACAUAUCCAGUUGUAAGCAGAACUAAUGGCACAUUGCUGGAAAGAGGAUGGCAAUCUCUGUUGUCCAGGUCCAUUGCUGGGAUGUCAGGGGAGAAGUCAGAUGUGAACUGGGAGAGUGACUAUUUGCUAGGAAUCAAGAGGCAGCGGAGGCUUUAUUGCAACGUGGGCAUCGGGUUUCACCUUCAAAUCCUCCCAGACGGAAGGAUAAGCGGAGUUCACAAUGAAAACCAAUACAGUCUCUUUGAAAUAUCCACUGUAGAGAGAGGUGUUGUUAGCCUGUUCGGUGUGAGAAGUGCUCUCUUCAUUGCAAUGAACAACAAGGGGAAGCUGUAUGGAACGGCUGUUUUCCAAGAUGAAUGCAAAUUCAAAGAAACCUUGCUGCCCAAUAACUACAAUGCAUAUGAAUCAAAUGCUUACCACGGUGCUUAUAUAGCACUCAGCAAACAUGGGAGAGUGAAGAGAGGAAAUAAAGUUUCUCCAGCUAUGACAGUGACCCACUUUUUACCGAGAAUAUGAACAUGAA
Cygnus atratus (black swan) is the source of this 655-nucleotide messenger RNA. It is a transcript of the gene FGF6, whose product is annotated as fibroblast growth factor 6. The record is from RefSeq and is a predicted model, not a curated record. Gene Ontology annotation, biological process: fibroblast growth factor receptor signaling pathway; regulation of cell migration; cell differentiation. Bases 112 to 648 code for a protein of 178 amino acids. Lineage: Eukaryota; Metazoa; Chordata; Aves; Anseriformes; Anatidae. Gene Ontology annotation, cellular component: cytoplasm. Gene Ontology annotation, molecular function: growth factor activity; fibroblast growth factor receptor binding. The transcript has 5 exons.